Messenger RNA from Lytechinus pictus (painted urchin), 1281 nucleotides. Its product is annotated as retinol dehydrogenase 8-like. The coding region runs from base 42 to 962 and encodes 306 amino acids. Gene Ontology annotation, molecular function: oxidoreductase activity. Gene Ontology annotation, cellular component: cytosol. The transcript is spliced from 5 exons. The record is from RefSeq and is a predicted model, not a curated record. NCBI's taxonomy places the organism in Eukaryota, Metazoa, Echinodermata, Echinoidea, Temnopleuroida, Toxopneustidae.
GAACUCAUUUCAUUUUUUCCCCAAAGAUUUUCGCGUUAUAAAUGGCGAAUAAAGUUACGCUGAUCACUGGGUGUUCUUCGGGCAUCGGUCUUAAUCUGGCAGUCAAACUUGGUAAGGACGCAGCGAGAAAAUAUUUGGUUUAUGCUACCAUGAGAUACGUUAGAAAACGGGAAUCCCUCCAGGCUGCUGCAGGUGACGCCCUCAACGAUACAUUAUUUAUUCGUCCACUCGACGUCGUCAAAGAUGACUCUGUAACUAAUGCUGUCAACGAAAUCAUCGACACACAUGGUCGUAUCGACUUACUCAUUAACAAUGCAGGUAUCGCAACCGUUAAGCCCAUCGAGUAUUCAUCACUACCUGAGGUUCGGGAAAUCUUCGAGACAAACUUCUUUGGGGUUGUUCGGAUGAUACAGGCAGUUCUCCCUCACAUGAAGGAACGACGUUCAGGACAUAUCGUCAAUGUCAGCUCCAUUACAGGUGUCUUAGGAUUUCCGUUCUACGAUACCUACUGUGCAUCGAAGCAUGCAAUGGAAGGGCUCACUGAAGCGUUAGCCAUUAGAAUGAAGCCCUUCGAUGUAAACAUAUCGAGCGUAGUUACUGGCCCAGUGUUGGAAACAAACAUAAAUAGAAAUAUAAUUGAAGGGAAUCGACUACCGUCAGAAUUCAAGCUUGACCAGCUCACACGAGACCAAUUCAAUAUUAUGAAAACACACUCGCGAGAUCAAUUUGAAAACAUGGCCGUGACUGUGCAUGACGUGUGUAACGCCAUCCAAGAUGCAAUUGAGACGGAUCACCCCUACAGACCAGUCCGGACUAAGACCGCCGAAUUCGCAGACGACUGCGUGAAGGCCUCCGAGAAAUAUUCAGAUUUCGGAGGUACCACAUGGGUUGAAUUCAUCCGGAAAAUGUCCGAGGAGCCUGUUUCUGCCUAUCUGCCCCCAAAUAAAGAGACUCAGAUCUGAUAUUCCACUAGAAUCCCGGGGAACGUUUUUUGAAGGACUUGUCGGAUGUUUUAUCCGACAAGUCCUGUUUCAUCCGACAGUUAACAGUGAUUCUUAGCCAAUCAGAUCAGGGAAGCAUUUCAUGAAAGGACUUGUCAGACGUUUUAUCCGACAGUUACCUUAGUAACAGUGCUUCUAAGCCAAUCAGAAACAAGGAAAAUUGUCAAAAAUCUGACAACUUGUCGGACAAAAAUGUUGAUGAAAAGCUCCGCUGAGAAGGCCUAUCACUUACUGUCGUCGAUAUGGUGUGGGGAAAGAAAUGCGUACGUAUAUUUCUGAA